Rhipicephalus sanguineus (brown dog tick) is the source of this 627-nucleotide messenger RNA. Its product is annotated as tigger transposable element-derived protein 4-like. The transcript has a single exon. Gene Ontology annotation, molecular function: DNA binding. The record is from RefSeq and is a predicted model, not a curated record. Gene Ontology annotation, cellular component: nucleus. Bases 1 to 627 code for a protein of 208 amino acids. NCBI's taxonomy places the organism in Eukaryota, Metazoa, Arthropoda, Arachnida, Ixodida, Ixodidae.
AUGCUUGCAUUUGCUGGUGACCCCUGCCACGGCGGCAAGCACAGCAAGGAGCGGCUCACUGUCCUCGUUGGCAGCAACAUGUCAGGCAGCGAGAAGCUUCCGUUACUAGUAAUAGGCAAGUCGAAGCAUCCAAGAUGUUUCAAGGGGGCAGUAACUCUGCCUGUUCUCUAUGAAGCUAACAAGAAGGCGUGGGUAACGCAGCAGCUAUUCAAAGCGUAUGUACGCAAGCUGGACAGAAGGUUCGAGCAGCAAAAUCGAAGAGUUCUGCUGUUUGUGGAUAACUGCGCUGCGCAUGGCCACAUCAAGGACCUAAAGGCUGUACAGAUUGAAUUUCUGCCGCCAAACACCACAGCAAUCCUGCAGCCGAUGGACCAAGGCGUGAUUCGUAACCUGAAGCAUCAUUGCAAAUCACGCGUACUCAGCCGCAUGGUACUCUGCUCCGACAGCGGGAAAAGCUACGCUGUUGACCUCAGGUCUGCCGUCGGCAUGCUAGCGGAAUCGUGGAAGGCGGUUACGCAAGAGACUCUGCGGAACUGUUUUCGCCACGUGGGCUUCACACUCGACCUGCAAAAUAAGUCACCUGAUUGGAUGAAAAUGUCCUCCCGUUUCCCUAGGUCUGGCAUCUAG